ACAAAAACAAAUCAUUGCAUACUUGCUUUAUUAUUAAAAAUUUACAACUUGCUUUACCAUUUCUCAUCAAAUAAAUUUUAAAGGAUUAUAAACGAUUGAUUGAUAUUUUGUAUUAAUUCUCAUAGUAGUGUGAUCCGCAUUGUGGUAUUAAAUCUUAAUUUCAAACAGUUAAUAAAAUAAUAUCAUGGGUGACUGGAAUACAGUGACAAUAUUGAGAAAAAGGCCACCAAAGCCUUCAACUAUGAAAUCAGAACAGGCCAUAAACAAAGCUAGACGUGAGGGUGCAGUGAUCGAUACUCAAGUAAAAUGGGGUGCAGCUACUAAUAAACAUCAAGUUACAACAAAAAAUACUGCAAAAUUGGAUCGUGAAACUGAGGAAUUAAAACAUGAAAAAGUGCCAAUUGAUUUAGGCCGACUUAUACAACAAGGGCGUCAAGCUAAAGGUUAUAAUCAAAAAGAGCUGGCUACGAAAGUUAAUGAGAAACCACAAGUAAUUCAAGAUUAUGAAGCUGGACGUGGAAUACCUAAUCAAUUAGUUAUUGGAAAAAUUGAAAAAGUGCUUUGUAUAAAAUUAAGAGGAAAAGAUCGUGGCCAAGCGCUUCUACCCCCUAGCACCAAAAAGUGACGGGCUUGGGGGAGUAUUAACUCAAAAGUCACUAAUUUCACAUUGAAUACUUUUAAUUAUGCUUUAAAUAAAAAAAAAUGUUGUGACAAAAAAAAAUUACCUUCUAUUUUAAUUUAUUUUACCUUUUUAUUAAAUUUAAGCUGGUAAUACAAAUGGAGUAAUAUUGCAUUACAUAUUAUUAUUUUUUUUUGUAAUAAACAUUUUUCAUAAUAUAGCAUAUUAUUAGUUU
Molecule: messenger RNA, 854 nt
Organism: Rhopalosiphum maidis (corn leaf aphid)
Lineage: Eukaryota; Metazoa; Arthropoda; Insecta; Hemiptera; Aphididae
Gene: mbf1
Product: endothelial differentiation-related factor 1 homolog
Exons: 5
Coding region: 185-625 (146 amino acids)
Cellular component (GO): nucleus
Molecular function (GO): DNA binding
Source: RefSeq, a predicted model, not a curated record